This is a messenger RNA of Xiphophorus maculatus (southern platyfish), 3726 nucleotides long. It is a transcript of the gene ppp3ccb, whose product is annotated as serine/threonine-protein phosphatase 2B catalytic subunit gamma isoform-like. The transcript is spliced from 14 exons. NCBI's taxonomy places the organism in Eukaryota, Metazoa, Chordata, Actinopteri, Cyprinodontiformes, Poeciliidae. Gene Ontology annotation, cellular component: calcineurin complex; cytoplasm. The coding region runs from base 790 to 2334 and encodes 514 amino acids. Gene Ontology annotation, biological process: calcineurin-mediated signaling. Gene Ontology annotation, molecular function: calmodulin binding; calmodulin-dependent protein phosphatase activity. The record is from RefSeq and is a predicted model, not a curated record.
GAAAAAGUGUUGCAGAAAAAAAUGCACAAGCAGCAGAGAUGACCAAUUCCUUGGUAACCGCCUUUUGAACCGAAUCAGUGACAUAAAUGAACUUUUCUGUGAUAUAUUUAACUGAGGAAUAUAUACGUGACAUUUUAUUGGAACUAGGCGAGAAACAUUGAGCUAAAGAGCUGGGAGUCUGGGCCCUGGCAGCUGCAUGGAGAAGGACCUCAGCGACUACAGUAUGAAGGCGGCGCCUAAAUUUCACAUUAAUACUACACUACCCACAGAUCCCCGCGUCGAGCCAUGUUAUAGGAAAUCCGCUUGCGGCAGAUUAUUGUAAUCCGACUGAGGGUCUGGACGACACAUCGGAUCACGAUAAAAAAAAACCCCAAAGCGCAGCGGCCUGUAACAGAUGCAGCUGGUCCGAGAAUAAAAGGAUAAAGUCGGGAUAUGAUCUGAGGCGCGGCGCCGUGUUGCUGGAGCCAGAGAUCGGUGCUGCUCCCCCGGGCCGCUUCAUCCGACACACACACGGUGACAGCGGCUCGGCUUUUCUGCACCGCAGAGCUCGGGAACUGCUACAGUUAGCUGGACAGAGACAUUAUCUCCGUCAGCGCCUUCCUCCUAUCCGCGUCGGGGUUGAGUCCUGCUCGGCCUGGAGGCUGACUGCGGCUGUCCUCUCUGCCGCUCCGAGACGCCCCGCUUCUAGCGCGGCUAGCCCAGCCCAGCUAGCCUGCUAGCUGGAGAGGAAUCUGUCAAGUUUGGUUCGGAUUCAGCUCCGUGUCCGCCCGCGGCCAGCAGGCAGCGAGGAUGUCGACCAAAGACCAAAACAAACUCUCUACCGUUGAACGGCCCAUCAAAGCGGUGCCAUAUCCUCCCGGUACACGCCUGUCGGUCAAAGACCUGUAUGCGGACGGGAAGCCCAGCCUGGAGCUGCUGAAGGCCCAUCUGGUGAAGGAGGGCCGGCUGGAGGAGGAAGCGGCCCUGCGGAUCAUCAACGAGGGAGCCAGCAUCCUGCGCAAGGAGAAAUGCAUGCUGGAAGUGGAGGCGCCCAUCACAGUGUGUGGGGACGUCCACGGCCAGUUCUUUGAUCUGAUGAAGCUUUUCGAGGUGGGCGGCUCACCCAGCAACACCCGCUAUCUGUUCCUCGGAGACUACGUGGACCGAGGAUACUUCAGUAUCGAGUGUGUGCUGUACCUGUGGGCUUUGAAGAUCAACUACCCCGACACGCUGUUCCUCCUCAGAGGGAACCACGAGUGCCGACAUCUCACAGAGUACUUCACCUUCAAGCAGGAGUGUAAGAUAAAGUACUCUGAGCAGGUGUAUGAUGCCUGCAUGGAGGCGUUCGACUGCCUGCCUCUGGCGGCGCUCCUCAACCAGCAGUUCCUCUGCGUUCAUGGAGGCCUGAGCCCUGAAAUCACCUGCCUGGACGACAUACGAAAGCUGGACCGCUUCAAGGAACCCCCUGCAUUCGGGCCCAUGUGUGACCUGCUGUGGUCAGACCCGGGGGAGGACUACGGCUCGGAAAAGACGCAGGAACACUUCUCCCACAACAGCGUACGAGGCUGCUCUUAUUUCUACAGUUACCCGGCGGUCUGCGACUUCCUGAUGAACAACAACCUGCUGUCUGUCAUACGGGCUCAUGAAGCUCAGGAUGCAGGGUAUCGAAUGUACAGGAAAAGUCAGACAACAGGCUUCCCGUCUUUAAUUACAAUUUUCUCCGCUCCCAACUACCUAGAUGUGUACAAUAAUAAAGCUGCGGUGCUGAAAUAUGAGAACAAUGUGAUGAAUAUCCGGCAGUUUAACUGCUCCCCCCACCCCUACUGGCUGCCCAACUUCAUGGACGUCUUCACCUGGUCCCUGCCCUUUGUUGGGGAGAAAGUGACGGAGAUGCUGGUGAACGUGCUGAACAUCUGCUCCGACGACGAGCUGAUGUCCGAAGGGGACGACACGUGUGAGGGUGGAGCUCCUGCUGCCAGGAAGGAGGUGAUCAGGAACAAGAUCCGCGCCAUUGGAAAGAUGGCGCGCGUCUUCUCUGUGCUCAGAGAGGAGAAUGAGAGCGUGCUGCAGCUGAAGGGACUGACUCCCACCGGGACGCUGCCGCUGGGCGUUCUGUCUGGAGGCCGGCGCACUCUGCAGAGCGCCACCGUAGAGGCAGAGGAGGCACGAGCCAUCCAAGGCUUCAACCCUCAGCAUAAGAUCCAGAGCUUUGAGGAGGCUCGGGGUCUGGACCUGAUCAACGAGCGGAUGCCCCCCCGCCGCGACAGCAAGCAGAACGAGGGCCCCCCGUCCUUCAACAACCUGCCGGCCGGCACCGGGCCCCCCGACAAGAACGGCACCAACGCUCAGGCCUAGCUCCCUCCGGCCUCUCUUCCUCUCCUCGUUUGUCCCUCCCUGCUUCCUGUCCCUGGGCCUCCAACCUGCUGGGGGGAGAGGAGGAGGGGGGCAGCGAGGCGGUCCAGUCUGAGUGCUUAUUUAUUUUCUCAUAGAGUAAAUAUCAUAGUAUGAGACUGAACCGAGGAAAUCUCAAAGCGACCAGGACUGGAUGCUUGCUGGUACUCCACACCACACCUCCGUGCCAGCCGUCUUUCUUUCUGUUUUUUUGUUUUGUUUUUUUUUACCAUUGGGGGAGGGGGGGUGCUGCUCAUUCAAAUGCUGUGUUUGUCCUCACACACACACACACACACACACACACACACCCGCCCGCACGCACACAUCCAUCGUUUUCUUAUGCCAACAAUAGUGUGACUGAGCUCUGUGGAGCAAGUAUUGACAUUUAUACUGUAUAUGGAUAUUUUAACUGUUCCUGCUUUUCAAUGUGACGGUUUUUCUUUUCGGUUUCUUUUGUACAGCACAGAGAUGUGGGAGCUAAAGGGUCAUUCCGCUACGUUCUGACUCAGAAAGACCUGCUGUGGUCUGCAGGAAGUCUGGCAGUGAGAUCUGAUUACUAAAACUCAUCAUUGGAAAUAAAUUGGUGUUUUUAUUUGUGGAAAAAGGAAACGGUGAAAUUGUGAUGAAAUGAAUAAAUCAUCACUUUUUGUCGUGACGACAUCGGGUCUUCCUGCAGUCCAUUCCACCUUCCAUCUCAUUUCUGAUUUCAAAAUAAAGGUGGAACUUUUUAAGGAUGUUGAUGGAAUUUGAGGUUUAAUAGGAGAGAAUUAUUCUAAAGAAGAACUUUUUAAACAUUAAACAUUUUAAAAAUGUAAUUUAAAGCUAUUAAAUAUUCAAGUGGGUUUACAAUCUUGUAAUAGCCAAAAAUGUCUUGAAAUUGACGUUAUACAGUAAAAAUGUCAAGGAAAAGCCUUUAAUAAAUUCAGGACAUUUCUAUAAAUCUUAUUUUAGGAAGCUGUAUAUUCAACCAGAUAGUAAAAAGUUUUAUUAAUCUCUGAGGCUGAAUAAUCUAACAGUAAACAGAACAAAACAACUUGAAUCCUAACAUGAGGAGUUCAGGGUUUCCUGUUAAAUGUCAUUUGCUCGUAUGUGGAUGAAAACCAAAGUUUUAAACCAAACCGAUCUGAAAACGACGAUCCGGUCCCAGUUGGUGUGAAGUGUAGCUGGACAGGCUGUGGAGGGAUUCUGGAGGGGGGGGGCUGGGGGGGUCUGAGCCACGCCUCACCUCUCUGAGCAUCUCACAGAUUGUUUCUUUUUUCUUUACAGAUAAAUUUAAAUUUUUUUUUGUUCAUGUACUGCAAGGCCUCUCAUUUAUGUAGACGUUUCACUCCAUUCAAUAAAAAAACUGAAAAAAUC